Symbiodinium necroappetens is the source of this 819-nucleotide messenger RNA. Lineage: Eukaryota; Dinophyceae; Suessiales; Symbiodiniaceae. The record is from the annotation of a GenBank genome assembly.
AUGCCUUAUCCCUGGCAAGAUGUGGCCUUCGGAGCUCGGCCAGUCCAGCAAGCCCAGGUCCUGAAACAUCUCAGGCUCCGGCCAGGCAAGCGCCUCCCUUUCUUGGACCUCCCGGCGCGUGAAGGCCUCCCUUCAGGGCUUCGCGUGGCAUCGCUUCCGAAAGAGGCGAUCUCGCUCGCAACAACGGAGCUCAACAAGAGCAUCCUCUCCGACCGAGUGCUGGAGCUGGGCCUGAGCUUCUACGCGGUGAAGUCCCGCCACGGUGCGGCUCGGAACGGCGUGCGGCUGCGGGGUGCCGCGGCGGCGCCAGUGCACCGGGUGCAGAGCUUGCGUGCUUUGCCUGCCUGCCUACGGCUGCUCGGGGAAGCGCUCCAGCUUUUGGGGCUCGGGACGGCACUGCUCCAAGCGGAGAGCCGUUGCAACGGCCUUGCGCGGCGCUACGCCAAAGGCCAGGCGCUGCCCCGGCACGUGGACAACCCCAUGUUCGAGGACACCAUCGUGGGAGUGGUCCUGAAGUCCGGCGAGCCUUGCGAUGGGCUGCGGCUGUGCCAGGAGACGCCCUCCCAGGGCUCCAAAGCUUUGCUCGCCGAGGCCGUCGGGCUGGGCUUGAAGGCAGGUUUCUUUGCGGAGCUCGGCUUCCGGCUGGAGGAGGAAGAUGGGCUCUGCUUCUGCCUGCAGGGACCUGCGCGAGAGAUGGCCCAUGAGGUGCCGGCGGUGAGCUCCGAGCGCUUGUCCCUCACCUUUCGGUGGUUCCGGGAGGACUUCUUGGAGGAGUUGAGGCACAUGGAGGCCCGUCUCGAGGACGACCUGGCGAGCUAA